AUGGAAAUUCAAGAGAAAGAUAUUGAGAAAAUAAUUAAGAAUAAAAUAGGAAUACCACUGCCCGAAAUCAAAUUCGGUAAACCUUAUCAACUAAAUGGUCAAAAACGAAAAAAAGUUUUUCUAAAUUUUAAAGAAGAAAAAAGAGUUAAUGAAUUAAUGAAGAAUCCAAUCAUUAAAUAUAAUAAUCAAGAACAUCAAAUAUCACGACAUAAUCCAAAAGAAAUUCCAUUAUCUGGUCAAAUGACUUGUUAUUUAUUAAUUAAAAUAUCUAAAAUAGAAGAUGAAAAUGGUUUUAGAAAAAAACUUACUGAAUAUGAUUUAAAUGAAUAUUUUCGAAAAUUUGGUAAAAUAAUUUCUUAUCAAAAAGAAAAUGAUAAUGAAAUAAUUCUUCAAUUCGAAAAUUAUGAUAUUGUUGAUCAAAUUAUUCUAAGUAAUAUAUCACAUACAAUCAAUGGAAUAAAUAUUCAGAUUGAAAAAACUCGAUCUAUUGAAAAUGUUAAUAAGGAUGAUAUUGAUCAAUGUCCGUAUUGUAUUCAUGUAACUAAUAUGCCAAGUGAUAUAACAAGUGAAGAAUUAUCGUUAUUAUUUGAUGUUCAUGUUGCCGAUAUUAUUUUACAACCAGAAUAUUCACUUAAUGAAUAUCUAGUAAAAGAUGAUCAAUUAAAUAGUCAAGCAUGGAUUAAAAAUAUCGAUAAAGAACAAAAUAUACGAUAUUUAGCCAUAAAAAAAUCUCAAACAAAUUUACGUGGAUUUCAAAUUCAUUGUAAUGUUAUCAAUAAACCAAUCUAUCAGUUUGAAUUAUGUAGAAAUUUUGAACUAGGAAAAUGUGAAUUUUCUUCACAAACAUGUAAUUAUAAACAUAUUAUUUGUAAUCAACCGAAUACAUGCGAUAAUAAUCAAUGUCAUUAUGGUCAUAGUAAAAAAAGACAAAUUAUAUCGAAUAAACAAAACAUAGAAUAUUGUGAAAAAGACCUUUAUCGUGUAAGAAUUAGUAAUCUUCCAUUAAAUACAAGUAAAGAAGAAUUACAAAAACGAUUAAAUAUAUCAGAAAAACAAUUUUCACAUCUUAUUUUAUCUAAAGAUGAAAAUCAAAAUGCAUCAUCAUCAAUGGUUGCAUAUUUUAUCUGUCAACGAUCAGAAUAUUAUAUUCGAAAUAAAAUUCGAGAAUGGCAUAAUAGUUCAUAUUCUGAAUCUAUAUCCAAUAAAAUAAAAUGUCAAUUAGAGAUCAACGUCGAUUUUCAUGAUUGGGAGGAUAAAAAUCAAAGUUCAUCAUCAUCAUCAAUUCGAAUGAUAAAUGAUAAUAAUCAAUCAACAUAUGCACCUUGGUAUCAACGAGAAAAAGAAUUCCAAAUUGAACAAUCAAAUAAUGAUAAUAAUAAAGAUUCGAAAAAGAAAAAUUUAGUAAAAAAUUAUAUUAAAAUUCCAAUUGAUCUGAGUGAAGUUAUCUCUCAAUGGAAUUGGACGAAUGAAAUUCUCUCAGAUGAUCCAACCGGUACAGGUACAAUAUAUUCUCUUGUUAAUAAAAAAAAUUCCAAUAUUAAACAAGUUAUCAAAAUCUAUAAGAAUAACAAUAAUAAAUUAUUAAAUCAACAAUGUUUACAACAUCUAGAAAUCAUCUUAGAUAAGAUUAAAAGUAUUAAUGGAGUACCAAAAUUUGUCAAAAGUAAUAUAAAUAAUAAAUCAAAUGAUCCUUGGAUUAUAAUGGAAAAUAUCAUAGGUAUUACACUAUAUGAUUUUACCAAAACAACGAGAGUAGAUUUUCAAAGUGCAUUAAUAAUUACUUUGAAACUUCUUAAUAUAAUUUCAUCAAUUAAAGAAAAUAAUCAAAGAGAAUAUUCAUUUGAUAAUGUAGAUUUAAUAUUAAUUGAUUUUGAUAUAGCUUAUUGCGAUCAAAAAGCUAAUGAACAUAAACAACAUUUAAAUGAUUUUAUUAAUUGUAAAAAUGUUCAACCAAAUCAGAUAUUCUAUCGUAUUUCUCAAAUCGAAAGAGAUAAUAUCGAUAAAAACGAACAAAAUAAUUUAUCUUAUCUUCGAACCUUUGAUAUAAGUCAUAUAUGUGCUAUUCUUUUCUGGUUAAUUACAAAAUCUUAUCCAGGAACACCAAAAGAUAUUAAUGGAAAACAACCGCAUAAACUAAAAGAUAAUAUUAAAAUUAUUGAAGAAGAAUUGAAAAAAGCAACAGGAAUAUGGACAGGAACAGAAAAAUGUACUCCAUUAGAAAGACAUCUUAAUUUAAUAUUUGAUUGUGGAUUUUCAGAUCCUAAACAACAAUGGAAUAUUGAAGAACUUGAAUAUCAACUUCAAUUUAUGCUUCAAUUGAUAAAGAAAAAUAAUGAAGAAGACAAAUCCUAUUUGACAUCAUCAAUAAACAAACAAACAGAAUUAUUAAUAUGUACUCCAAAGAAUGAUUCUUUUCCUCAAUUAGUAUUCUUAAUUGAUUGGCUUAAACAAGAAUUUGAAAAACAUUCUGAAAAUCUUCAUUGGUCACCAAAUAAUAAACAAAGUCAAUGGUCAGGAAACAAUCGACAUAUUGAAAAUUACGAUAUACUUCAUUUUCAAAAAGAACAAUUUAAAAUUUCUUUUGAAAUAAAAUGGAAUGUAACAAUCAAUAACAAUAAUGAACUUCAUAUGAUCAUUAAAGCUAAGAUAAACCAAACAAUUGUUAUUCAAUUACCAUUAGGCAUUUGGCAACAAUAUCAUAAAGAUAAUAUUAAACAAGAUAUACUUAAAAAUGUUCAAAUUCAAUUAAACAAUUUACUUGAUUUAUUAUAUUAUAAGGAAAAAAACAUCUAA
Molecule: messenger RNA, 2793 nt
Organism: Rotaria sp. Silwood1
Lineage: Eukaryota; Metazoa; Rotifera; Eurotatoria; Philodinida; Philodinidae
Source: the annotation of a GenBank genome assembly